AUGGCUAGGUGUGCUUCUCCAUUUGGUUGGGCUGUGCUGUGCAUCUUGUCUGCACUGAGUUUGUCGGCCAAUGGAGCAAUCUAUCAGGAUAGCUAUGUCGACGCAAACUAUGAUCCCGAUAACGCCGUUAGUCUCACCAUCCCACGGACUCUCCUGCCUGAUGUGCCUAAUCGGAUCCAACUUCGGUCAGCGCAUCCUUUGUCUAGGCUGAGUGUCGGCUCAUUCGUCUAUGGUCUCCAUCUUCCCCCCAUGAACUUAUCCUAUCGACUAACUUCGAAAAGGAGUGCUGACGGUCUAUACGUAGCUGAAGUUGACUUCCGUCCGCCGUUUGUAACCGAUGAGGGAGGCGCGAUCAACCUCAAUGUUACCUACGAGUACUGCCCUCCUGAGAAAGAAGGACAAAGCUACAGCGAAGAGUAUGGCAGUGAUGACACUGAUGAUGUGGAAGAGGAGGAAGAGGACGCUGAGAGGAGUGACGGGGAUGGGGAUGCUGAUGGCGACGAUGAUGAUCAAGAGGCGGGCGCUGGUGAGGGAAAGGAUCAACGUAGGUAUCGCCCGAAAGCGUGCCGAGAACCGAAAAAGAAAAGUCAGUUGAUAUAUGCCUCAUUUGUUCGAAAAUUUGUCGUUAUUCUGGGUGAAUCGGACAAGCCGAUUUACAGGCCUGGUGAGAAUAUUCGCUUUCGAUUCAUUGCCCUCAAUUCACGCCAACUCCUGCCAAGUACUAAGAAGCUCAAGUGGCCCAAGUUUCGAGUUGACAGGCAGGACUACAUGCACCCAAAGCUGGUGGAAAUCUCGGAGGACGAGAGACGUAGACAUGAAAGGUCUCCGGAAUUUGAUGUGAUCUAUGUAGAAGAUCCGAGUGGGAAUCGAGUGAAGGAGUGGAGGAAUGUGCAACAGACGACAGCACUGAAUCUGUCCUUCCCUCUGCUGCGCGAUGCAUCCGAAGGUGUUUGGCGAAUUGUGGCGAAGGUUUUCACCAGCACACAAACGUUGGAGGUGGACGUGAAGAAUUACGUUCUGCCGCGUUUCCUGGCGUCCAUCCAGAUUCCCGAGGAGGUGGACAUCAGCUCUGAGACGGCACAGUUCAACGUCUGUGCAACUUACACCAACGGAAAUUCCUUUCAGGGACACUACGAUGCCCAGAUCUGCGUCUGUUCUGGAAGGAAAUUGAGACAGCAGCAGGACCUAGGUACUCCGUUUGAGAACAAUGUGUGUUUGUCUGGACCAGAUUUGAGGGGAGCUGGAGGUCAGUGUCUUCGUGUUGCCGGCAGGCUUUCUGGCACACCUGAGAAUGGAGGGUGUGUAGGUGUGAAUGCAACCAUAAAAGCUCUGAUGCAACGCGCCCGUGGGAGGUAUGAUUGGGACCAACAGGUCGGUUUCAUCGUCUCAGUCAGCGAAGCGGAUACGGGUUCGGCUGUGACCCAGUUCGGUCAGGCGAACAUUCGUCGUUUUCGUGCCCCCAAGCUCAGUCUAGAAAUAGACCGCGCAUAUCGUCCAGGUUUGCCCAUUCAUGGCAAGGUACGUCUGACUGAGAUGAGUACUGUUACAAGUAGUCCUUCGAUGAAGGCCAACUUAACAGUGUUUGAAAUACUCAAUCCAUGUGGCCCCUGGUUUCGAGGCGGGAACGAUUUGAAUCCGAACAUAUAUUUCAAAGAAUUGACGCUAAAUGCCGAUGGUGUUGCAUCUUUUAUUCUGCCACCAGUAAAGAGUGAAAGAGAUCUGGAGGUGAAGGUGGACUUGAUACGUGAUGAAACGAUGGUCACGCCCACAACGACCACCCCCUCGCCUUUCCUUCAACGCAUGAUCCGUCCGUAUUGGGAGCCACCCAUGGGGGACGCAAAUUUCCACACUUCUAGAUCUUUGAGACGCUGGAAAUCCUUGAGCAGCCUGGCCCUCAAGGUAAGGAGUAUAAACGGGAACUCGCCGGUGGACUGCCCUGGAUGGCUCAACCUUUCUAUCGUGGUCAAUGCACCGCUAGCCGGGAAGACGCUUUUCCUCGAGUAUCUCUCGCGAGGUGUGCCAACACAGCGGUUUGCAGUCCUGCAACCUGCGGUUUCGGGCUAUGUGUGCUCUGACGAGGAUAGUGAUCUGGGACACUACACCUGCAAUGUCGGCUUUCGGCCGGGAGAGGUGGGUGAGAUCAGUUGUCUGCCGGGUUGGACUGGAGAGAACUGUCUGACGCCGCAUUGCUCAGAAGGACAGUGUGGUAGGGGUGGCCUAUGUGUUGCGCCGGGACGGUGUGCCUGCAAGGUCGGUUGGACAGGCGAGAGAUGUGAGACCUGUGUACCGCGUCGGGGCUGCGUUCAUGGGAGAUGUGUGCAGGGUGGCGACUGUGUAUGCGAAGCCGGCUAUGCUGGCUACCUUUGCGAUGGGGCAGUAGUAGACUAUGAGAGACUGGACAGAACGGACGCCCCUCCCACUACUACUACUGAAGGACCUAGUUCGCAUGUGACACCUCCCAGCACAAAGGAAAGUGAUGUUCGCAGGACGAUAUUUAUGCAUGAGGCGAGCUUUGAAAUGGAUUCCAGCUUUGGACCAUCACUCAGCGCGGUCGUUUAUGUCAACAACGUGAAUGCCAGUUCGCAGGGAGGUUACGAAUUAAUCACCGAUCUUCUGAAAAUCGAGAAUCUGAAACUUUGUUCGACGCCAGCCAUGUUCGAGUCACAGGCGAAGUCGUUCGCCAGAAACAACUUCAAGAAGCAUUCAGUCAUGCCCGGAGAGGGGGUUGGUCUGCAACUCAGUGUGCCGAUCGGCAGAAGCUCGGAAACUUCGGGUGUCGAAAACUCGUGUAUUGUGCGUCUUGUUGAUACUUCGUUGAAGAACUUUGAGAAAUUUCAAGAGACCCUGAUUGACUUAAACAAGUAUACAGACGAGCUUCAAAAUAACCGCCGUCCCUACUACAGCGACUAUUCCGUCGACAGUACGAAGGCCGCGUUCGAUGCAAUUGGAUUGGAAUUCCUACAUACUGGCCCAUUCAAAAAAUCCCUUGAAAAGCGCAUUAUUUGUCCAAUGUUUUCUGUGAAUGCCAGGGGACCUGUUGACGAUGGCAUCAAGGACCUCGCAUAUCCGGAUUCGGUUGAUUCAAUUUCAAAACCCCGACUUCGUGAAUUCUUCCCAGAAGUUUGGCUGUUUGACCAUAUUAAACUUGGCCAAGCCGGACAAUAUGCAACACAGCUAACUGCUCCAGACAGCAUCACCAGGUGGGAGUUCACGGCCCUCUGCUUCACGCGUAACCUCGGACUCUGGAUGCCAGCCAGACUGGAGCCUGAGACGCUCACGGUCUCGCUCCCCUUCUACGUCGAAUUCACACCCCCGGUGAAGGCCAAACGACAGGAGGUCUUACACCUGCCGGUCAGCGUGUUCAUGUUGCCACACACGUCGACGAGUGGAGCUGCAGACGAGAAGGCCUGUUACGAGGUUCUCGUGUCGGUGGCAGUCGAUCGCCAGGACUGGCAGUUGGUCGGCAGUUCGGAGUUUGUCACUUGCCUGUGUCAGGGUGAUGCCAAGGUCACAUUCACUCUGGCUCUCAAACCACAGAAGCUGGGACGAUUGAAUGUGACAGCAGAGGCUGUGGCGAAGCUGGGAUCGGCCAUGUGCAGCGAAGGGUCUACGGCCAAACAAGCGAUGACCUCAGUGGCCGAUGCUGUUAGACGUUCCGUUCUCAUUGUGCCGGAGGGUGUAGAGGCAGAGACGAACGUGGGUGGGGUGUUGUGCCUUUCCGAGGGCAAAAAGUCGUUGGAGGAGGUAAUGCAGCUAAAUCUGCCUGAAAACAUAGUGGAGGAUUCACUGCGCAGCUAUGUCUCCGUGAGUGGCAAUGUUCUCGGCAAGGCAGUGAAGAAUCUGGAUAACCUGGUUCGCCUACCAACGGGCUGUGGCGAACAGAAUAUGGUGAAGGUGGCACCAAGCGUGUACGUGCUGAAGUAUUUGGUCGCGGCGACAGACUUGCAUGAGUCCGAAACGAAGAAAUUGGCAGAGACAGCGAUUGGCUACAUCGGCAGUGGGUACAGCAAUCAGCUCAACUAUCGCCAUGAUAAUGGUUCAUUCUCAACUUUCGGUCAAUCGCACGGACUGGGCAGUACCUGGUUGACGGCCUUUGUUUUUGGCGUAUUCAGCGAGGCUGAGCAGUUGCUGCAGGAGAAAGCUGUGGAAAAAUUGCGCACUACCAACGUGGCUUUACACCCCACGCUCUCAACGGCCUUCGAGUUUCUCAGGUCAGUGCAACGUAGGGAUGGCUGCUUUGCGGAGUAUGGUCGAGUGUUUCACUCAGAUAUGCAUGUCACAGACAGUUCUCCGAAAGCAAGCCUCCUCAAGGACCUUCUUCUAACUUCCUAUGUUCUUUCAGCGCUGGUUGACGCUCCAGUGACUGUGAGAGAAACGAAAUCUCAGACGUACGCUAAUACUAUGGAGUUGGCGAGUCGAUGUCUUUUGGACAGGAUAGAUUCAUAUAAUGUCUCCGAAAUUCCUCUACGAGCCCUUGCCAAGGUGGCCUAUGCACUCAGACGCCUUCCCGGACUCGGUGAGUUAACAGAAAAGAGGGCGAUUGUUUUGAGGGAAUUGGUCAACAGGGCCACUGUAAAGACGUCCCGAAGCGGAGCGUUGCGAUGGUGGAAUGAUGAGAAUACGGCUUAUCCCGCCUCCGAAGUCGAGACGACGGGCUACGCGUACCUGGCUCUCGCGGAGUCUCAGUCCAUCUCUCAACUGCUGCCGAUCAUCCGUUGGUUGUCGGCACAGCAGAAUGAACAGGGUGGGUUCUACUCAACGCAGGACACUGUUGUGGCUCUGAGGGCGCUGGCACAUGCAGCUGGCCAACUGCAUCUUUCCACCGUCGCAUCGGCCUCCUCCGGACGAGAGGCCUCCACCGUAGUGACGGCUAGUGUUCUGCCUGGGAAUUCGAAGACGAAGGAGAUAGUGGUGAACCGGACGAAUACACACAUCUCACAGCAGGUGGAGCUGGGCUAUCACAGUCGGGCAGGGUCGAAGGAGGUCAGGUGGGAGGUAUCAUCACCAGCGAAAGCCACCUGUGUUGCGGUGCAUCUCUCUCUGCUCUAUAACACACCAGAUCCUACUGACGGUCAGGAGAGUGCCGACGCCUUCUUUGUGCUCAGUGUCAGCACGAGGCAGGGGCAAGAAUUCACUCCGGAGUGCACUCACGCCAAUACGACUGUAUGUGUGAGUUUGUCUAAACGCGCUGUCAAAUCGGCAGACUCCAUCGCCACAGGCAUGAUUCUGGUGACGUUCGAACUGCCCAGUGGGUGGACAAUGAAGGAAUCAGACUUGGCAGGUUUGAAAUACCCCGGUCUAAGUCGCGUGGAAUACGACGCACAGAAGCAGACGCUGUUUGCCUACUUUGAUGCAUUCACGGAGACUGAAUCAGAGAACGUCGGUGGACGUGAUCGGCUGUCGCGAUGCGUCAGCCUGCCGCUAAGUCAAAAGAUGUUUGUUGAGCCUCUCAGUCCCUCCCUGAUCCGUGUGCAAGAUUACUAUGCUCCCCAGCAGAAGACGGAAGUCUCUUUCCUGCUAAACACUUGCAAACGCUACUGGAACCCUGAUUUUCUGCAGGAGACAAACGCGACUGUGGAGACGCCAGACGUGAAUGUAACACCGGUUUUGACUACGCCUGCUCUGCCCAGCUGUCCCAACUGCACUACUGACGAUAAAACACGGGAGAGCUUGGUGCAGGCUAUCAACGAGUCAGUCUGCUACUACGGCGGCAGAAUCCACCUUUUCAAGCCUCAGUCCGUUCUGGUUGAAGACAAGGAGUCAAUAAGAGGCACAAUGCACUUUGUCGCUUAUGGAAAAACGGUGGCCUCAUGGAACACGACGUUGGGACUGGCGAGCCAGUGUUCGUGCGACAUCGUGCGCGGGAGGACAUCCAUGGUUGCCAUUCUGUCUGGCCUCCACAGCUUUGAUUUCUAUCCGGGGAGCAUCAAGGUGGAGUUGAGAGGACAUGCAAUUGUGCCAUUUAAUGAUCUGCAGGCGGCUCUGGCGGAUCUUACGAAGCGUUUGAAGACGAAGACUUCUGAGUCCGUUGAGGCAAAGUGUCCUAGACUUGAGGGUUUGCAAAUGCUUGUCCGGAAGCUUGCCGACGCAAAGUGA
Molecule: messenger RNA, 6096 nt
Organism: Spirometra erinaceieuropaei
Lineage: Eukaryota; Metazoa; Platyhelminthes; Cestoda; Diphyllobothriidea; Diphyllobothriidae
Source: the annotation of a GenBank genome assembly